AUGGGCAUACUGUUCGGGAAUGGGAAGCCACAAGGGCCGCCAAUUGUGGCUUCCGACAAGGUCGUUCAAUUGAGCGAGCAUGACGAUACUGACGUUUACCGCUCCAUUGUUCUGAGCUUGAUGCUUCGUUUCGAUGACGUCCUAAACCCCGAGAAGUUGCACGGGGCCCUUGAAAAGCUCCUCAAUCGGGACGGGUGGAGGAGGAUAGGUAAACUCGAGUAUCACAUCCCCGAGCGAUACGACGAGAACCGCCCAUCGUUCGAGUACACCCAUGUUCAGCACGGCAUUCCGAUCUCGGAACACCCGCUGGGUUCACAGGUCCCGAAUGGCUUCACUGGCGACAGUCCAGCGAUCCUACCCAGCGCACUCCACCUCGUUCCAUUAAUGCGCGCGCCCAAUGCACCCAGGACGCUCAAGGAUUACCUCGAGUACGACAGGCCCCAAAUCCACCUCUACGUCAUCUCCUUCACCGAUGCUACUCUCGUCUCAUUCACCUUUCCGCAUACGCUUUGGGACGCCAUGGGUAUGGGAGAGUUCCUCACUGCCUGGACAGCUGUUUUGGCUGGUCGCGACCACGACGUGCGGCCCUUUCACAACUACGAUACGGACCCGCUCAAGGACAUGGGCCGGGAAUGCAAAGAAACGCACAAGCUGGCGGACCAACAGCUCUCGAUUCUGCAGCUGAUUGUUUUCGGACUCCGUCGCUGGUGGGACCAGAUGAUGUUCAAGGAAGAAGGCCGCAUUAUAUGCAUCCCCAAAUCCUACAUCCAGUCUCUCCGCGAAACUGCCCUAGGCGAGCUCAAAGCGGGGCCUUCAUUGCGCAAUGAUGGUGGUAGUGAGGAUGAGUUGUUCCUCAGCGACGGUGACCUGCUAAUGUCCUGGAUCGGCCGGGUCGUGGUCAAGUACACGCCACUCAAUCCCGGCCAAACAGUAGUCCUAUAUAACGCCUUUGGUAUGCGGCCGCUAUUGGCAGAGGACGUUAUACCUUCGACCGCAGCGUACGUUGGGAACGCAGUAUCUGCUGUUUACACCCUACUACGGGCCGGCGACAUCUCGACCCGCCCGUUCGGCUUCGCGGCGACCGAAGCGAGGCGCAGCCUCACUGAGCAACGCACUCGCGAACAGCUCGAGGCAUUGACGGCAAUGACCAGGGAGAGUAUCCAGAAAACGGGAUACCCGCCUCUAUUCGGCGACGGGACCAUGCAACUAGUCAUUAUGACGAACUGGUCCAAGGCGAAGCUCUUCGAGAUGGAUUUCUCCCCCGCUGUUGUUUCGAAAGCCAACGCCUCGCCGCCUGAGGAAGGGGAAGAAACGAAGAAACGGGGUCCGGUUGGCAGGCCGAGCUUCAUACAGCCUUUCGGUGACUCUGACUACUCUGUGAGGUACGCAUUUCAAGUGUCUGGCAGGGAUGCGGAUGGCAAUUACUGGUUAUCUGCGAUGUUGAGGAAGAAAUCUUGGGCUCCGCUGGAGGAGGCCUUGAAGCGAGGGGAGAUGAUUUAG
Scedosporium apiospermum is the source of this 1500-nucleotide messenger RNA. Its product is annotated as LysR family regulatory protein. Lineage: Eukaryota; Fungi; Ascomycota; Sordariomycetes; Microascales; Microascaceae. The record is from RefSeq and is a predicted model, not a curated record. Bases 1 to 1500 code for a protein of 499 amino acids. The transcript has 2 exons.